AUGACUUCGAUACUUCAAAACUCUCGUCGUUAUUCAUCCCUAGACGAUGACUCUCAGUAUGAGCUGCCGACCAAUGUCAACGGCCACACGAGGGCAUCAACAGCAUCCGAAUCGCCUACUGACCAGCCCUCAGAAGACACUCUGCUCGGCAAGCCAUCUCGGAAGAAGAUGUUCCAUAGUAUGGAAAUUGCGAUGGCUUUUGUAGCUCUGGCUUGUCUGGUGCUGUCCAUCUUGGUAGUCUCAAACCGCCGUAUUUCAUGGUAUCUGGGUGUCGAUAACCGCCAGCUCAUCGUCAUUGGGUUGCUUCUCAACAUCAUGAACCAGUGCCUAGCCGGUGUCACACCGACAUUUUUUUUACUUCUCGAAGCCCGUGUUGGAAAUUCCACGCUACAGAACUACGAUGGGAUUCUUCGCAACAAACCUCUGGCAUCCAAGCUUAGCUUUGCCUGGCGCAUGGUCCUUGCUAUUAUGCUGGCCCUUCCCGUCGGCCUCAGCGUAGCGUACAAAACCUUUACAGGCGGCGAGAGCAGCAUGAAGAUUCAUACUACCGACUACAUUCCCCACGGCACGUACUUUGGUCUUUUUAGACCACCAGCCAUGUCAACAUCAAACAGGGGUGUUUCUUUUUUUUUCAACGCGGCCGCCUCAUUUCGAGAUGCAACUGAACGAGCGGCAAAUCUCUCCGAACCUCGGCUGCCCACUUUCCCGCAAGCUUACGGUUACAACCUCCUAUUGCUUGACGAAUCCAGCGCCGCAUCACUCGACAUUCUCCCCGCCAAUUACAUCCUUAAAAUACAGGAGUUGCUUGCUCCUGACGAGUCUUGGAACAUCACUGCGCCUGUGCUCGGUACCGUCGCUACCUUCAACGAAUCAUCCACCGAAGAGGACUUCGAGCCAGUCUGCAUCAACAACAAGACUUGGUAUUUUGAACGUCAAGACUUACUCAUGGGGGAACCGGGGUGCUUCCUCGCCUUGGCGGAUAGAAAAGACCAUUCGGAUCAAUCAUUGCAGUAUAUUGGUCUAUCACCGGGCAAUCAUAAAGAGUGCAAGCAAAACGCGCCACUUAUUCACGCCUACAAUAUCUACCGACAGCAAUGUUUGGGUACGUGGUCCGUUAGCCGAGGUGGCUUUCGACUUCUCGAGGGUUCUUGUGAUAACAAUACCCUGCCGUGGGCCAAGCAGCAGGUAAUUCAGUGGCAACAUGCAGCACUUCCAACGUGGUACAUGAGCGUUUUGAUCGAGAUGCUGAGAACCUUCUGCCCGUCUCCUCCCACGAACGAUUAUCGAAGCAAUGAGUCUGAUUGGAUGAUGCCAUACAUGUCGGUCUCCGUGGCUACCAUGCUGUGGUCAGCAAGCGUAUCAAAGCAGGCGACCUCUUUCGACCCUGAAACAUUCAACAAAAGUUCGGAAGGCUGGCUGUCGAGUAACGGAACCAUUCCUCUUGAAGAGGCUGGUAUUGUUUAUCCCGUCGACGAAGAUGACCGGACAAUUAUUAUCUACAACCGGCCAACACUACGGAAAUCUCCCUGGCUCUACCUGGUCUUGGUAAUCCAGCCAUUUCUGCUCCUAAUCUUCCUUAUAAUGAUUGCAGUAUUUUACACAGUCCCCUUGGACAAGGGAUUCGGUCUGAUAUCGAUUCUAUCGGGCAUUGAGCGGCUAGAUCUGGAUAGCUUGCGCGGGGCAUCCCUAUCCGGAGAGCUUAAGCGGCCCGUCAAACUGUCCAUGAGCCCUACUCAAGCCGAUGGGAAGGAUUCCAUCAAGUAUCAGAUAGAUCCUUCAUCAGGAGGAAUUGAAAUCGACAGAAGGCUCUUACCGAACGUCAAAUAUCAUUGA
This is a messenger RNA of Colletotrichum siamense, 1833 nucleotides long. RefSeq lists its product as uncharacterized. Bases 1 to 1833 code for a protein of 610 amino acids. Lineage: Eukaryota; Fungi; Ascomycota; Sordariomycetes; Glomerellales; Glomerellaceae. The transcript has a single exon. The record is from RefSeq and is a predicted model, not a curated record.